Molecule: messenger RNA, 804 nt
Organism: Dovyalis caffra
Lineage: Eukaryota; Viridiplantae; Streptophyta; Magnoliopsida; Malpighiales; Salicaceae
Source: the annotation of a GenBank genome assembly
AUGGAGUCACUGUUAGGAUUCCAAGACGAAAUGAUAGCCGUUGUUGGGAAUGAUCAGGAGAUAUCAACAUUAUCUUCUUCAUCAUACGGCUACAAAUUGAUCCCGUGGUUAAACUGGAACGAAUGGGAAUGUGUUAGAGAUUCUCUCUUUUCCGACUCUCCAGAGAAGAUUCAUUACGCUAUUGAUAGAAUAUCAACAUGGAGAAGCAGAGGAUGUUUACCGGUUGUGAUUGAUGUCACUGCUUCGAUCAUUGAAGUUCAACAGAAGGAUCCUUUGUACAGAAAAGACUUGCCUGAUGAUGCUAUACAUUCAGAGCAAAUGUUGGCAAUGCUAUAUUGUAUGGCUAUCUUGAGGCUUGUAAACUGUGUUGUUGAGAAGACAAGGAAGAAAGCAGAGGUUUCGAUUGCUGAGGCAGCUGGUGCAAUAGGUAUUCCACGCACGCUGAUUGACGUUCGUCAUGAGGGUUCUCACCGUGAUCUUCCUGCUCUUGCACUUGUUCGGGAUUCUGCUGUUAAGGCAAUUGAUUGGUUGAAAUCUUAUUAUUGGGAGCCUCAGACAAAGCAGAUUCCAUUCCAGAGAGAUGGAACUGCUAGCAUCAGAAAAGAAAUCAAAUCUAAACUCCGUGAAUUAGCUUUCUGCUUGAAAGUUAAGAAGAGCCCCCAAUCUGGUUCUUCAUCAAUCAAAGCAAAACGUGGCAAACAUCGUGAACAGCUUUGUGGCCGUAAUAUGUUUUUCACACUUGUGUCGAGCACGCUCACUUCAUCCAAAUCUGGGGGUGAGAUAAUAUGCUCCAAUUAUAUUUAA